Molecule: messenger RNA, 2190 nt
Organism: Rhinocladiella mackenziei CBS 650.93
Lineage: Eukaryota; Fungi; Ascomycota; Eurotiomycetes; Chaetothyriales; Herpotrichiellaceae
Exons: 4
Coding region: 1-2190 (729 amino acids)
Biological process (GO): response to oxidative stress; hydrogen peroxide catabolic process
Cellular component (GO): cytosol
Molecular function (GO): heme binding; catalase activity
Source: RefSeq, a predicted model, not a curated record
AUGCGGUUCACUCUACUGGCACUUGCUCUCGUUGGGCUUGCUAGAGCAUCAUGUCCUUACAUGGAGGGUGGCUCUUUUGCCUUCUCCAACCCUCCGCCCCAUGGCCAUACAAAGCGACAAGAGGCCACGGAGAUUACCGAACAGUUUCUGCAACAAUUCUAUGUGAACGACAACGACACCGACAUGACAAGCGACACUGGCACAUUCAUAGCCGACCAAGAUAGUCUCAAGGCGGGCGUGCGCGGCCCAACCCUAUUGGAGGACUUCAUCUUCCGCCAGAAGAUCAUGAGAUUUGAUCAUGAGAGAGUGCCCGAACGUGUUGUCCAUGCCCGAGGAGCCGGCGCACAUGGACAUUUCACAAGCUAUGGCGACUGGUCGAACUUGACCGGUGCUUCUUUCUUGAACAGCGACGGGAAACAAACUCCAGUCUUCGUCAGAUUCUCCACCGUCGCUGGCAGCAGGGGCAGUGCCGAUACGGCCCGAGAUGUACACGGCUUUGCUGUCAGGUUCUAUACCGAUGAGGGAAACUUCGACAUUGUGGGAAACAACAUUCCGAUUUUCUUCAUCCAGGACGCCAUCCGAUUCCCGGACUUGAUCCACGCCGUCAAACCGGAGCCUGACCGAGAAAUCCCCCAAGCAGCAACUGGCCACGACACAGCCUGGGAUUUCUUCAGUCGGCAGCCCAGCGCGUUGCACACGCUCUUCUGGGCGAUGUCUGGGUGGGGGAUCCCACGUUCCUACCGACACACCAAUGGCUUUGGUGUCCACACUUUCCGAAUGGUCACCGACGACGGUAGGAGCAAGCUUGUCAAAUUUCAUUUCAAGACUCUGCAAGGUCGAGCAAGUUUGGUAUGGGAAGAGGCACAGGUACUGGCUGGCAUCAACCCCGAUUUCCACAGGCGAGAUUUGUGGGACUCCAUCGAGGCCGGACGCUUCCCGGAAUGGGAGUUUGGGGUCCAAAUCAUGGACGAGGAAGACGUGCUGGCGUUCGGAUUUGACCUUCUCGACCCGACGAAGAUCAUCCCCGAGGAAAUCGUGCCUCUUACCCCAUUGGGCAAACUUGUGUUGGACCGAAACCCAGUGAAUUACUUCGCGGAAACGGAGCAGGUCAUGUUCCAAGUCGGACAUCUCGUGCGCGGCAUCGACUUUACAGACGAUCCCCUGCUUCAAGGACGGGUUUUCUCCUAUCUAGACACUCAACUCAGUCGCCACAACGGUCCCAACUUUGAGCAGCUCCCAAUCAAUCGGCCCCAUAUCCCGGUGCACAACAAUCAUCGAGACGGCGCGGCCCAAAUGGAUAUUCAUCAAAACAAGUACGCCUACACUCCCAAUGGAUUUAGCCACGAUAGCCCACGACAAACAACCCAAUAUCAAGGCCGUGGAUUCUUUUCUGCCCCUGUUCGUACAGUCUCAGGCCAACUCAGUCACAAUCUUUCCACGACUUUUGACGACGUCUGGUCUCAGCCUCGAUUGUUCUACAACUCUCUGAUUCCAGUGGAGAAGCAAUUCGUCGUCAACGCCAUGCGCUUCGAAAUAUCGCAACUCAGCCCUGUUGUUCAAGAAAAUGUACUCAUCCAACUCAAUAGAGUGAGCAACGAAAUCGCGGUGCAGGUGGCCCGUGCCAUUGGCCUUGCUACCCCGGAGCCCAACACUACUUACUAUCACAAUAAUCGCACAGCCGAGGUGACGAUUUUCAACACCACGCUCAACCGCCUUGACUCUCUCACCGUUGCCGUCCUCGCCACGACGACAAACGAGGAGAGUGUCUCCCAGGCGAACGACUUGGCGUCCAGCCUGUCCUCCCGACUCAACGUCUCCACCGUCGUGAUCGCCGAAUCCCUCGGCGAGAACAUUAGUCAAACUUACUCGGUCUCCAACGGCGCGAGCUUCGACGGUAUAGUCGUCACCGCAGCCACGGUGGACCUGUUUGUCAACGGCACCGCGUCCAGCCUCUACCCUGCAGGUCGUCCUGCACGGCUCGUUUCCGACGCUUACCGUUAUGGUAAACCAGUGGCCUUUUUUAGCGACUCCGACUCACAAGCUUCCCCUUGGGAGGGUACGAGCAUAGUAGAAGGACCCGGCGUUUACGUAGAAAGUGACGCCGACUCGUUGGUCGGUGCAUUCGAGUCUGGAUUGAGAACUUACCGUUUCGUUGAUAGGUUUGCUGUUGACGAGGGAAUCGAUGCAUAA